UCCCAUUCCCCCCACUUUUUCUCACACACACACUCACUCUCUCUAUCUCAAUUAGCGAUGAACAACGGCAAAUCGAAGAAGCGGGGCGCUCCGGCGCCGCCGGCCAAAACGCCGCCGCAAAAACAGCACGCCACGACGGAGAUUGAGGAGGAUGAUAUGCUCGACGAGGACGUUUUUCUCGAUGAAACCCUACUUCACGAAGAGGAAGAGCUGUUACUUCGCGACAUGGACGAGCGAGAAGCAAUUGCUUUGCGUCUCGCUAAGUGGAAGCGCCCGACGCUGUCGCCGGCUUAUUUGUCGCAGUCUACGAAUAUUUUAUUCCAGCAGCUGGAAAUAGAUUAUGUGAUCGGAGAGAGUCACAAAGAGUUGUUGCCUAAUUCUUCUGGUCCUGCUGCUAUUAUUCGAAUCUUUGGCGUCACAAGAGAAGGUCAUAGUGUUUGUUGCAAUGUGCAUGGAUUUGAACCCUAUUUCUAUAUCAGCUGCCCUCCAGGGAUGGGACCUGAUGACAUCUCCAAUUUUCAUAGGAUCCUUGAGGGGAGGAUGAGAGAAUCUAACAGAAAUAGUAACGUUCCCAAAUUUGUUCGUCGUAUAGAAAUGGUUCAAAAAAAGAGCAUCAUGUAUUAUCAGCAACAGAGUUUACAGCCAUUUCUAAAAAUCGUUGUUGCAUUGCCAACAAUGGUUGCCAGCUGUCGUGGCAUACUUGAUAGAGGCAUACAAAUUGAUGGUCUUGGCAUGAAGAGCUUUGUGACCUAUGAGAGUAACAUUCUAUUUGCUCUCCGCUUCAUGAUAGACUGCAAUAUUGUUGGGGGCAACUGGAUUGAAGUUCUGACUGGAAAAUAUAAGAAGACAGCAAAAAAUUUAUCUUAUUGUCAGUUAGAGUUUGAUUGCCUUUUUUCAAAUUUGGUAAGCCAUGUUCCAGAGGGAGAAUACUCUAAGAUGGCUCCAUUUCGUAUAUUGAGUUUUGACAUUGAGUGUGCUGGUCGUAAAGGUCUGUUCCCUGAGCCUACCCAUGAUCCCGUUAUUCAGGUGGCCAAUUUAGUUACUUUGCAGGGAGAAGAUCAACCUUUCAUUAGGAAUGUAAUGACUCUAAAAUCAUGCUCGCCAAUAGUUGGUGUUGACGUAAUGUCGUUUGACACAGAGAAAGAAGUAUUGCUAGCUUGGAGGGAUCUCAUACGCGAAGUGGAUCCAGAUAUCAUUAUUGGAUAUAACAUCUGCAAAUUUGAUUUGCCUUACCUCAUUCAGAGGGCUGAAGCCUUGGGAAUAGCAGAAUUUCCAAUACUGGGCCGUGUCAGAAAUAGCAGGGUUCGUGUUAAAGAUGCUACCUUUUCUUCUAGACAGUAUGGGACAAGAGAAAGCAAAGAAGUUACCAUUGAAGGAAGAGUUCAAUUUGAUUUAUUUCAGGCUAUGCAAAGGGAUUAUAAGUUAAGCUCAUACUCUUUGAAUUCUGUUUCUGCUCAUUUUCUUGGCGAGCAGAAAGAGGAUGUUCAUCAUUCAAUCAUAUCAGACCUUCAGAAUGGUAACCCAGAAACUAGGAGGCGGUUGGCUGUAUAUUGUUUAAAGGAUGCUUAUCUGCCUCAGCGGCUUUUGGAUAAGUUGAUGUACAUUUACAAUUAUGUGGAAAUGGCUAGAGUAACAGGUGUCCCUAUCUCAUUUCUUCUUUCUAGAGGGCAGAGCAUCAAGGUCCUUUCUCAACUUUUAAGGAAAGCUAAACAAAGGAAUCUGGUUAUACCAAAUGCCAAACAAGCAGGAUCUGAACAGGGAACAUUUGAGGGUGCAACCGUACUGGAGGCAAGGGCCGGAUUUUAUGAGAAGCCGAUAGCAACACUAGAUUUUGCAUCUUUAUAUCCAUCAAUCAUGAUGGCAUAUAAUUUAUGUUAUUGCACUUUGGUUACACCUGAAGAUGUCCGCAAACUCGCCCUGCCUCCAGAAAGUAUACAUAAAACUCCAUCAGGCGAUACAUUUGUCAAAUCAAAUUUACAGAAGGGAAUUCUUCCAGAAAUACUUGAAGAAUUGUUAGCUGCUCGAAAAAGAGCCAAAGCAGAUUUGAAGGAAGCAAAAGAUCCGCUUGAGAAGGCUGUCUUAGAUGGGCGUCAGCUGGCUUUGAAGAUAAGUGCAAAUUCUGUAUAUGGGUUUACAGGAGCCACUAUUGGUCAAUUACCAUGUUUAGAAAUAUCCUCCAGUGUUACGAGCUAUGGUCGACAGAUGAUUGAACAUACCAAAAAACUCGUGGAAGAUAAAUUUACUACACUUAAUGGAUACGAGCACAAUGUUGAGGUCAUAUAUGGAGAUACAGAUUCCGUUAUGGUUUUAUUUGGUGUGACAAAUGUGGAAGCAGCUAUGGAUCUUGGUAGGGAAGCUGCUGAAUACAUUAGCAGAACGUUCACGAAACCCAUAAAACUAGAGUUUGAGAAGGUUUACUAUCCAUAUUUACUGAUUAGCAAGAAGAGAUAUGCUGGUCUUUUGUGGACUAACCCGAACAAGUUUGACAAAAUGGACACCAAAGGAAUUGAAACAGUUCGAAGAGACAAUUGCUUAUUGGUUAAAAACUUGGUUACCGAAUGCCUUCACAAAAUACUAAUAGACAGAGACAUUCCUAGUGCUGUUCAGUAUGUUAAGAAUACCAUUUCCGAUCUUCUUAAAAACCGGAUGGAUUUGUCUCUUUUAGUUAUUACCAAGGGUUUGACUAAAACAGGAGAGAACUAUGAAGUGAAGGCAGCACAUGUUGAACUAGCAGAACGAAUGCGUAAGAGAGAUGCUGCUACUGCUCCAAAUGUUGGUGAUCGAGUACCAUAUGUUAUUGUUAAAGCUGCUAAAGGUGCCAAGGCUUAUGAACGGUCAGAAGAUCCUAUUUAUGUCCUUGAAAACAACAUACCAAUAGAUCCUCAGUACUACCUUGAAAACCAAAUUAGCAAGCCACUUUUAAGGAUAUUUGAGCCCAUCUUGAAGAAUGCAAGUAAGGAACUUCUCCAAGGAGAUCACACAAGAUCUAUUUCUAUAUCUACUCCCUCAAGUGGUGGCAUAAUGAAAUUUGCUAAAAAAAAGCUCAGUUGCAUUGGCUGCAAAGCGUUGAUUAGUAAUUCAGACAGUACUAUCUGCGCCCACUGCAAAGGAAGAGAAGCAGAACUUUAUUGCAAAACUGUAUCAACUGUGUCAGAGUUGGAGAAACUAUUUGGUAGGCUUUGGACCCAGUGCCAGGAGUGUCAAGGUUCUCUUCAUCAGGAUGUGCUGUGCACUAGUCGAGAUUGUCCAAUAUUUUACCGGAGGAAGAAAGCACAGAAAGACAUGGCAGAAGCCAAAAUCCAGUUAGAUAGGUGGAAUUUCUGAGAUCAUCAAAGGCUUGUUCCAAAAUCAAGUGUCUACAUCUGUGCAUAUGGCGUGCCACUGUGAGCUUAAUAUCCAUAUUUUGGAAAUCAGUUGGUAAAAGAUAUUUGCUGAAAUCAGAGAACUAGAAAAACUACACUAGUCAGAUUUAAGGAUCUACUGAUGCGAUAAGGUGACCGUGUCUUUGAAAUGCCUCAAUGAUAUGAUGAAGACAGAAUAUGGCCGCUGAGUCUUCAUUUUAACAGGACAUGAGGACUGGUGGUUAUACUAUGCUUUAGCAGAUGACAAAAUAACUGUCAUGUAGUUUUACCAGUAGUGAUGUCAUAAUAUCUGAUGUAUAUUUGUAGCUUACGUUUACACUAAAUAUCAGAGUUUUAGUCAAUCAUCCAAGUAAUUUAUCCAAUGAGUAGUGUUUAUAUGUUUGUAUUCACGUAUUCAAUUGCAGCGUAAAUGGUAAGUUUGGUUUUUUUACA
Molecule: messenger RNA, 3794 nt
Organism: Daucus carota subsp. sativus
Lineage: Eukaryota; Viridiplantae; Streptophyta; Magnoliopsida; Apiales; Apiaceae
Product: DNA polymerase delta catalytic subunit
Exons: 30
Coding region: 58-3324 (1088 amino acids)
Biological process (GO): nucleotide-excision repair, DNA gap filling; base-excision repair, gap-filling; DNA-templated DNA replication
Cellular component (GO): delta DNA polymerase complex
Molecular function (GO): DNA binding; nucleotide binding; 3'-5'-DNA exonuclease activity
Source: RefSeq, a predicted model, not a curated record